Molecule: messenger RNA, 4117 nt
Organism: Hylaeus anthracinus
Lineage: Eukaryota; Metazoa; Arthropoda; Insecta; Hymenoptera; Colletidae
Gene: LKRSDH
Product: alpha-aminoadipic semialdehyde synthase, mitochondrial
Exons: 10
Coding region: 107-2935 (942 amino acids)
Cellular component (GO): cytoplasm
Molecular function (GO): saccharopine dehydrogenase activity
Source: RefSeq, a predicted model, not a curated record
ACUUUCAUCCAAUAUACAAGUAAACGUGUCGCGUAGGCGUCCAUGAACGGUUCACGGUGAUUUACUUGUUGCGAAUUUAUAUAAACUAGUGAAUACAGAUCAUACUAUGUGGGUUUUCCGAUUACUCAAAUGUGAAUUUAAUACACCCCCUUUAUCAACGAUACGCACUGUUCCGUCCACGAUUCGUUUCAUAAGUACGUUGAAGGGGAAGAUAAUCGCCAUCAGGAGGGAGGAUCAAUCGGUAUGGGAAAGAAGGGCACCCCUGGCGCCAGCGAACGUUCGUCGACUGAUUAGAGCAGGCGUGAAGGUCCUCAUACAGCCCAGCAACAGAAGAGCCUAUCCUGCCCAAUCCUACCAAGCUGCUGGUGCACUGUUGCAAGAAGACAUCAGUUCUGCCUCGGUCAUCUUCGGAGUGAAGCAGGUUCCUGUGGAUCAACUGUUAUCCAACAAAACCUACUGCUUCUUUUCUCACACAAUCAAGGCCCAGGAGGGCAAUAUGCCACUUUUAGAUGCCAUUCUCGAGAAGAAUAUACGUUUGUUGGACUACGAAAAAUUAACCGAUCUUAAUGGACAGAGGGUUGUCGCUUUUGGAAAGUAUGCUGGCGUUGCUGGCAUGGUGAAUAUAUUGCAUGGGCUGGGCUUGAGGCUGUUGGCUUUGGGACAUCACACUCCGUUCAUGCACAUUGGGCCAGCGCACAAUUACAGGGACUCGGCCAUGGCACGACAAGCCAUAAGAGACGCGGGCUACGAGAUAGCCUUGGGUGCCAUGCCUAAAUCCAUCGGACCCUUGACUUUUGUCUUCACUGGCAGUGGGAACGUCAGUCAAGGGGGCCAAGAACUCUUCCAGGAACUCCCCCAUGAAUACGUACCUCCAGAAAUGCUGAAGAAAGUGGCUGAGCACGGUGACACAACAAAGAUAUACGGUUGCGAGGUAAGAAGAAGGCACCACUUGGAGAGGAAAGAAGAAGGGGGUGGGUUCGAUCCAGAAGAGUACGACAAGCAUCCUGAGAAAUAUAUUUCCACUUUUAGCAAAAAGAUUGCACCGUAUGCAUCUGUGAUAAUAAAUGGUAUAUACUGGGCGGUCGACUCGCCGAAAUUGUUAACGCUACCCGAUGCGAAAUACCUGCUGAGGCCUGCUCAUACUCCAUGGUUACCAAUCAGUGUCGGAGCACCUGCUUUACCCCACAGGAUGUUGGCCAUUUGCGACAUUUCCGCGGAUCCUGGGGGCAGUAUCGAAUUCAUGAACGAGUGCACAACGAUCGACACUCCAUUUUGUUUGUACGAUGCCGAUCGUAACAAGGACACAAAGUCGUUCAAAGGGCCUGGUGUGCUAGUGUGUUCCAUCGACAACAUGCCAACUCAACUUCCAAAGGAAUCGACCGACUUUUUCGGGAAUCUCCUGUACCCCUAUGUGCUCGACAUUAUCCAGUCGGACGCGAAGACGCCCUUGGAGGAGCAUCAUUUUAGCCCAGCUGUGCACAGUGCCAUUAUUGCAUCGAAUGGACGAUUGACUGCUAACUUUGAAUACAUUCAGGAGUUGAGGCUUCUGAACAAGCGCAGCAAACACAAGGCAGACAACGUGGAAGCGCAGAAUAAAACAGUGGUUGUCUUGGGCGCAGGGUACGUGUCCGCCCCAUUGGUGGAAUAUUUACACAGAGCCAGCAACAUACGGUUGAUCGUUGCGUCGCAAUUGAAAGAAGAAGCUGACAUGCUAGCAUCAAAAUUUCCUGGAGUGGAAGCAAUUUUUUUGAACGUGCUGGAACGACCUGACACUCUAAAGGACACGAUCGAUUCGGCUGACGUAGUGGUCUCGUUGCUGCCUUACAAUCUGCAUCACGUUGUGGCGAAGGCUUGCAUCAGCACCAAGACUCAUCUGGUAACUGCUAGCUAUUUGAACGAGGACGUCAAGGCCUUGCACGACGAGGCUGUAGCAGCAGAGGUGACCAUACUGAACGAGAUUGGAUUGGAUCCUGGAAUCGAUCAUUUAUUGGCCCUCGAGUGUUUCGACAGUGUGAAACAAGCUGGAGGUAAAAUAGAGUCGUUUGUUUCCUGGUGUGGUGGCUUGCCUGCCCCAGAGUGUUCUUCCAAUCCUUUACGAUACAAAUUCAGUUGGUCCCCUCGUGGAGUGUUGCUGAAUACCUUGGCAUCUGCGAGAUACUACGACGAGCAACAGGUAGUCGAUGUUCCUGCAGGCGGAAACCUAAUGACGCAAGUCCAGGACUUGGACUUUCUCCCUGGGUUCGCUCUGGAGGGCUAUCCGAAUCGAGACAGUACAAUUUACAAGGAUUUUUAUGGAAUUAACUCUGCCAACACAGUAUUACGUGGUACACUGAGAUUCAAGGGGUUCUGCAACACCAUAAGAUCGCUGCAGUAUCUGGGACUGAUCGAUCCCAAUCCUCACCCUAGCUUGCAUCCAAACGGGCCCGAUAUCACAUGGAGGAUGCUGGUAUGCAACUUACUCGGCCUAGCAAAUGGUAACAUCUUCUACGGGAACCUGAAGAGGAAGCUGGCGGAGAUGUUGAACUCGGACGAAGCCGUGCAAGCGAUCGAGGACUUGGGCCUUCUGAAGGAGGACCUGGUGAUGAAGAUGAACACCCCCCUCGACACUCUUACUUAUUACCUCUCGAAGAAGCUCUGUUACGAGGAGAGCGAGAGAGAUCUUGUGAUUCUGAGACACGAUAUUGGCAUCCUUUGGCCUGAUAACAGGAGGGAGAAGAGGGGGAUCAAUUUGGUCCUGUAUGGAGACGUCAAGGGACAUUCUGCCAUGGCUCGUACUGUUGGCUAUCCAGCCGCCAUUGCUGUGAAAAUGAUUCUCGAUGGUGAGAUUCAACAAAGAGGAGUGGUCCUUCCCUUCACAGCAGACAUUUAUCGACCACUGCUCAAUCGCUUGAAAGCUGAGGGCAUCGAAUUUUUCGAAACGUCAAAGUGGCUGUAACUUAUUUCUACUACCAAUUCAUUUUACGAUAUACGAAUAUACUUUGAUAAGGAACGAAUAUUUUAGCGAAUAUUUUACGUAGACUGUUGACGAAUAUUGUUGAUAAGUUUAGAGUCAGCGAUCAACUUAUUUAUGUUUAUUAUGAUACAGUAAUAGUACAAUUAUACUAUAGUAUAAUUUCAGUAUACAUUAUACAUAUAGUGGUAGCGCUAAGAAAUAUUGUUACCGAAUUUAUAGAAUAUGAAUUUGUAAAAAUCGCCAUGGUGUUCAUCCCUUCUCGAAUUAGAAUGAAUUUGAUUAAAUUAUCAGAUGCAAUCAAUAGUUGCAUUUUUCUUUUUCACACACGGCCUAUAGUGUAUAGCGAGCCGCGUGACGUCGCUGGCCCGAGCUGAAUAGAGAGUGAGAGCAGUACAGGCGACACAAUCUCAUCGAACCUCGUUACAUUAGGUUGUGUCGGUGACGUACGUAACAUACAUGACGGUAAGCUUUAAUUUAUUCAUAAACAGUCUGCGAUUGUAGUCCUAUCUGACAUAAUUAAUAUUUCGUACGGAGAAGAGGAAGACGAGCGAAUCUACGAACGUUGUCAGAUGUGGCACGUAAAACGAGGUUGUUGCUAUUUAGACUGCUAUCGUUGGUUUCUUUACGAGAGAAGAGAGGUAAUCUAAUAUCAUUUCAAUUUUGCAGGGAGAAGAGAAGAGAAACAUAAGUGAUCGAAGGCGUUAGCGGAGGUUAUCGGAUUGGAAAAUGUCAAUCGAGGUUAUUCCUUUUUGGAGUGAUUUCUUUAUUUUGAAGACGACUGCAAUUGUAGUGUAGUGUCGGUGAGAUACAGUGUGCGAAUCAGGCUGUGAAACGUAUGAUACAUUGGUUAACAAAUGAAAUUAAGACAAGUUUCUCUAUGCGAUUGGUGUAACUAUGUAUGUUUCGUCGCCUAGGUAUGAGUUAAUCUUUUGCAUUCAAGGCCUUUUCUUUUUUUUUCUCUUUUGUAGUAUGUAUCAAUAACUGUAGAAUGCUUUCUUAGCUUUGUACAAUGUAAAUGCAAAGCCAUGUAUUAGCUUGGAAGUUGUACGAUUGCAAUUAAUUUAACAUUUAAUAAUCAAGUUUCCUUUACCUGUCAAAGAAUUAUACGAUUCAUAAUUGGAAUUACAUUGAAAUAAAAAAAAUAAAAUUAAACCUUGUAAACAU